AUUGUUCAUUAUUUAAUUGCAGGUGUGUCAGAGAAAACUGUAACAAGAAUUACAAAAGAAGGUACAACAGCGGCGAGUACUUCGAAAAAAAUUGUCACCCCGGGGAAGAGUCGCCCACAUCCGAAGAAGAUCGACUUAGACGGGUUCGAUUUGUGCGCUGUCCGGCAAAAAAUUCACAGUUUUUACGUUGUGCAUAAAUAAUUACCAACAUUGGCUAAAUUACGGGCAGCUCUUAGAGAAGACAUAAAUUUUCAGGGAACCAUCACAACAUUUCACAGGAUAUUAAAUAGGAUUGGUUUCAAGUAUAAGCGAUGUCAAUCCAGACGCAAACUCCUUAUGGAACGCCACGACAUUACCGCAUGGCGUGCAAGAUAUUUGGAUAAAAUUCGAAUAAAUCGAACUGUGGAAAAACGACCCAUUGUAUACUUAGAUGAGACCUAUAUACACAACACUUAUCACACAAAAAGUUGUUGGCAGAGUGAGGAGGAACCAGGAAUGUUCGUCUCAGAGUCGUCAGGGAGUCGCUGGAUAAUCGCUCAUGCGGGAACAAAAGAUGGAUUCAUAAAUGGUGCAUUAUUAAUGUUCAAAUCCCAAUCAAAGUCCUCAGAUUACCACGAUGACAUGAACUCUGCAAAUUUCUUAAAAUGGGUGACGGAAAAACUAAUACCUAAUCUACCUGAAAAGUCGCUUGUGAUAAUGGACAACGCUCCUUACCAUUGCACUCAGAUAAACAAAGCCCCUACAAUGUCAAAUUUAAAAAGUUGUAUGCAGGAAUGGCUUCGGCAAAAAGGUAUAUAUUUUAAAGACACCUGGAGAAAAGCUGUGCUGUUUGAUCUAAUCAAACAAAAUAAAGGUCCACCGACAUUUGCAGUGGAUGAAUUAUUAACAGCUCACGGACACGAAGUAUUAAAGUUGCCGCCUUACCAUUGCGACAUCAACCCGAUUGAGAAAAUCUGGAGCCUUGUAAAACGAAAGGUGGCGGAUAAGAACGUGGCACAAGAUCCAAAAGAAAUUGUAAAGUUGACUGAAGAGGCCUUUGAGUCUAUUACGGCGGAAGAUUGGACAGCUCAGUGCACGCAUGUCGAACAUUUAGAGGAGGAAUAUUUAAAAAAUGACGGCCUUAUGGAUGAAGAGAUGGACCGAAUAAUUAUAUCUACGGCUAGUGAUACUGAAACAGAAUCUGAUUCUGUUUCCAUCCAAUCUUCAGACAGUGAUGUUCCUAUGGCUGCUGAUCACAAUUAUUCAAUAAAACUCUGAAUAAAAAAUUGU
Messenger RNA from Ostrinia furnacalis (Asian corn borer), 1269 nucleotides. RefSeq lists its product as uncharacterized. Lineage: Eukaryota; Metazoa; Arthropoda; Insecta; Lepidoptera; Crambidae. The record is from RefSeq and is a predicted model, not a curated record. The coding region runs from base 337 to 1257 and encodes 306 amino acids. The transcript has a single exon. Gene Ontology annotation, molecular function: nucleic acid binding.